Australozyma saopauloensis is the source of this 1149-nucleotide messenger RNA. RefSeq lists its product as uncharacterized. The coding region runs from base 1 to 1149 and encodes 382 amino acids. Lineage: Eukaryota; Fungi; Ascomycota; Pichiomycetes; Serinales; Metschnikowiaceae. The transcript has a single exon. The record is from RefSeq and is a predicted model, not a curated record. Gene Ontology annotation, molecular function: DNA-binding transcription factor activity, RNA polymerase II-specific; RNA polymerase II cis-regulatory region sequence-specific DNA binding. Gene Ontology annotation, biological process: regulation of transcription by RNA polymerase II.
AUGGACUACCAAAAUACUAUAUACUACAAGCAUCAAAACGCUCAAGAGAAUUACUUCGAAUUGAAUCAGUUCGACUUCGAGCCUGAACCUCAAGAAGCUUGCACCGCAGCACGUCAAGUGUCUGAGAUGUUUUUUAACAGUGUGUAUCCCACGGUCGCCCCAACAAUACCAGUUCUCAAUGAACAAAAAUUCAUCCCCAAUGAAUCAGCAUUUCUGGCUCCAGACUUUGGCUUCCUUCAGUUAGACAUACCAAAGGGGCCAAUCAUGGGCCCAUUCUAUCCACAAACCAGAGAUAUUCUGGUUCAAGAGGAAACUUAUUCGGAAUAUGCAAAUAAUUUCCAACCUUUGAGCAAAACUCUCAAACAUUCAAACGCCAUACCUACUGAUUUGAUUCCUAUAUUGGAAUUUGACCUCUCUUCGCAUAAUUUGAGGAGUAGCGGCGAAGGGCCUAUACAAAGAAACUUACCUCGCGCUAAUAUUAUUCGAUUUAGAAGCGAAGAUUCCAUAGAUCCCUUAUCUCCAGAUAGAUAUCAUAGCUACCUGAGUGGAAGCUCAGUCCUUACUUUUGACAAUAUGGGUUCAAACGGGUGUCUCUCAAACUACUCCAGUACAACUGUUGAAAAUGAUGUUAUAACCAGGCCUCAAGACUUUGAGAAAUACAUACAUGGCAAGGUUGAACAUUCCGAAGCAUUUUUCAAUCCCUCUUAUCAAAUUGACUCGGCGCGUGUUUGUAAGGGCCCUGGUACACCAGUUGAUGUUUCUCCCUAUGAGAGUUCUGAUCGUUCUGAACUUUCGACACUGAAAAAACUACAAUCAUGGGAAAGUUCAGAGUUCGAAACAAAAAGUACCACUAGUAUUGCAUCAGAUAGAGAAGAAUAUAGGGCGCUUGCUGCUGAGAAGUCCACAGAAAUUGAACAAAGCACACAAUCGAAGAACAAAACUGGAUUUAUGAGGAGCCGGAGCCACAAAUGUCAUGUAUGUCAAAAAACUUUCAAGCGGCCGUCCUCAUUCAGGAUUCAUUACGCUAUUCACACUGGCGAAAAAGACUACCAAUGCGAUUGGCCUGGUUGUGGCAAACUAUUCAAUGUCAAGUCUAACAUGACCAGACAUCAGAAGGUCCACUUGAAAAAGGUGGGCAAAAAACGGUAG